Messenger RNA from Linum trigynum, 4563 nucleotides. The record is from the annotation of a GenBank genome assembly. Lineage: Eukaryota; Viridiplantae; Streptophyta; Magnoliopsida; Malpighiales; Linaceae.
UUUGAAGAGUGGAAAAAGCAUGUGAGAUCGUGUGCAACUAAUUCCUACCCAUAUAAUUCAUCAAUAAUUUGUGAUUCCAACAAAAAAAGAGAAAAUAAAACAGGCAAUCACCAACUAUGUAUGCAUGUAUUAUCAUUACUUGUUUAUGUAGAAACACAUGUACAGAGAGCGAAGAAUGAAAAACCAUGAGAUCCAGUUUUCUCAACUACUUUUUGAUCACUAUCCACAUUAAAAAUAUGCCUAAUUUUAUAGAGGAGGAGACACUGCCAUCCCAUGCCUUGCCUACUACUUUCAGGAAAGAAUUUUUUUUAACUGAUAUACUUAAUUAUUGAAAAACCAAAUUUUUUUUACACUUGGAGACAUUCGUUUUGCGACGCCAAAUCCCGCCUCCAUAGAUACCCAGCAAACCCUAGGAGCAUUUAAUACAAACUUUACAUCCCUGUCUGUGACCACCAAGGGGGUAACGGAGAAGUGGCAGCCCCCCCGAAGAUUGUGUGAAGAUCUCCUUGAUGUAGCCGAUCCUGACUCUAGGUGUUCGUCUGGCCUGAUUGUUCGUGGCUCAGACGAGCAUGUCGUGUUGGCAUUUGGGACCCUACACUAAGGAGUGUUUGAUCCAUACCUAGCAGAACUGCUGGCCGCCAAAGAUGUCAUUUCGCUUGUUGUCUAUAGAAACUUGCCCCGUUCAAUCGUCAAAGGUGAUUCUGAGGUGGUCUUUCAACAGUUUUGCCAAGGAGUUACGUUAGUUUCUCUAAGUGGACAUGUUCUUCGGGUUUGUCUUCAGUUGUUUGUCUCUGCUUCUAUCUGUCUAAAUUUGAGGGUGGUUUCUCGAACUGCAAACACCGCUGCCCAUAGAGUGGCACGUAAAGCACGAUUAUCUCCUUUAAUGGUAGUGUCCUUGGAUUUUGUAUGGUGGCUUCAUCGAGGUAUUACUUUGGUAGGGUUCCUACUUCCUAGAUAGUUCUUUGAUUGUAUCACUUCUUUUCUCUUGUUAUUACUUGGGGGGAAAAACAUAGUUAGAUUAAAUCUGCUUUCUUCCUUUUCUCCACGUCGGGCUCAAAUUUGUCCUUCCUUUCCUGGCUGGGUCGGUCCUCUUUCUCUAUGUAAUCACGAGAAAUCGACACAAUUCUAUUCAAACUUUCGUACGCAUCGAUUGAACUUAAUUGGAUUGCUCCCUCUUAUGUCAAGAGCCACGCCACCCUAAUACUCUACCAAGGUCCAAGAAAAGGGAUAGAUAGAUAUAAAAUGAUAUCACUGUAUCGUAUUAAAACACAUGCUCCACCUUUUGUGCAGGCCCUCGUUAAUUUCUUUGAAUUUCGAUCUUGCGACCGUACUCCGCAAACGGAGUGUUUCACGUGUUAGUUGGGCCCCAUCCUAUAGUCUAAAGUGACCUCACCAAGGAGUUGAGGAAUUUAGCUCACCACAGAGGAGAGAGGAGAAAACAAAGAUGAACAUGGAAGAAUCUUCAUGAGGAUAAUCUUCUUCUCUUUAAUCUUCUCUUUGCCCAAAUUGUCAGCUCUAAAGGUGAGUUUCCAAGGGCAAUACUCUCCUUGUUGCUCUCAAAAUGGUGCUCUCUCCCUCCAAGAAAUAUGCUAUCUCUCUUCAAAGUGUAUUUCAACUAUUCUAUUUACCUCUUUGGAGAGUGUUUCAACAUUUGAAAUACUCCUAGCCUCUUGUUGGUUGGGUUUCUAAAAAAAUAAUUGUAUCAUCUGAAAAAAAGACAGUGAUGGUCAAAUAUCUAGGAUUGAGUUUAAUACAUGUUAAACAAUCCUUACCAACCGCCUUCUCAAUUAAAAAAAAAAUUAGAGCAAUAGACAUCAAAAUGAAAAGAAAGGGACAAAGAGGGUCUCCUUGAAGGAUGCUACAAGAUGGGUAGAAGAACUAUGCGGCCUCCCCAUUUAACAUAAUGGAUAAUUUGACUAAGCGAAUGCAAGCUCUGACCCACUUCACCAUCGAUUAUUGAACCCAUAAUUACUUAGGACUUAGGAGGGUUUCCAGUUAAUCUCAAUCAACCAUGGUAUAAGUCUUUCUCAUAUCCAAUUUAAGCAUCAUAUCUCCGAUAGAUUUCGACGACAGUGGAGUGCAACCCGAAUUGACAAUGAUUCGAUUCCACAACCUUUUCAUGAAAAACCACCGCCUCGUCGAAUUCUGCUCUCCAAAAAGUCUACCACAACACACGAUCCAAUCUAACUUUAAUUAUAUUUUGACUCGUGCAUUGAAAACAUUUGCACAGAAGGAACGAGUUCAUCAUAAUCUAUUGGAUCUACACAUUUUUUAGUGAACAAAUUACAAGACUAAAAAAUACCACACAAUAUCAUACAUACUAGAAUCCGUUCCCUGAUCCGUUCCCGUUUAUGUCCUCCGCAUCUCAAUACUAGAAUCCCGACAUGUAGAAGGGUGCCUUCUACGUAGAUCGUCCCUUCACCUCUGGGCCUGAAACUUACAAUUUUCUUGUUUGCGGGCCAAGGUCCGGCCCAUUUGCGACACCAAUCAAAUUCCGAAACCACAAAGGACAAACAUACCACAAACAAAACGGACGUAAAACAACAAAAAAUACGAAAUUAACCCCAGAAGGGGCUUCAAAACCCGACAGACGUCAGGGGCAAAAGAGAGAAAUUCACAGGUCCCUUUCCAGUGGUCGUUUGCCGGUGGGAGCCAAGGUAAAUACGCGGGAGGAGAGGAGAGGCUCUCAAGAGAAAGAGGGGAAGCUAAGGGGAAAAGGGAGAAAUCGUGUCGAUUAAGAAUUCAUCCGCCACCGCCUCGCUGCGCCGUCUGUUGUCUAUCCCCGUCGACGCAUUUUCCGUCAGCUCGCUCGGUCGCUCUAUGUUUGGUUGCGGCAACGAACUGGUUAGCUAUGCUUUAAGCCAGUAAAACUGAAAUACGAAAAGGACGGCGAGGCCAACGACGGAGAGGAGAUUCGUGAAUCCGGUGGUUGUGUUGGGAUUAAUUCGUGGUUGUGGGAUCAUCAGGUGAACUGGAGUGAUGGAAGACGAUAAGUGGAGCAUCGGCACGUCUACUACUUCAUCUAGGGCUUAUCAGCAGGAUUCUAAAUUUUUAUCUGAUCUUUGCAUUGAUUUUGAAUCGCUAGAAGACACGGAUGAUCACUUGCUGGCGGAUUUUCCCUGCCCGUAUUGCGAAGAGGACUAUGAUUUGGUUGAAUUGUGCUGCCAUAUAGAUGAUGAACAUCCGUACGAACCCAAGUCAGAGAUGUGCCCUGUUUGCGGUCUAACCGAUGCUAUGGACAUGGUUGCCCACAUAACAUCACAGCAUGGAGACAUGAUUAAGAUAUCCUUCCAUAUUUGAUUUAAAGACUUAAGGAUAUACUGUAUUUCAGUGUAUUAUCUGAGACCAGUGGUUAUGGCUUCCUUUGUUAACCACAGCAAACCAUAUGCUCUACUCUUUUGGAUUCCUUAACCUAGGCUCACAGUUUACAGAAGUUGAAGCGUCGAAAAGGGGAUUUACGGUCAUCACUGUCCUCCCUGAAGAGAGAAGCAGAAGAUGAUUACUUGCAAUCCUUGUUUUCUCGGUCUUCAGCUGCUGUGCUUCCCCCAACAGAUCCAUUACUGUCAUUCCUUCACCACGUGCCCUCUCUGGACAAAGCAGACAGUGCACAGUCUUUUCUAUCAACUGAAAUAGAUGCCGGGAAGCAGCAGCCAGUUGAUAUAAAAACUGAAAGGUUAGUUUGUCUUUUCUAUCAACUCAAGUAAAUGACGCUUUUUCAGUUCUAACUGUUGGUUUCUGGUGAACUGAACCGAAGAUACAUAGUUAACGGGAAAUAUGUAUAUAUAUAGAAUCCUGAGGGGUGGCCUAGUACUGAGUUUUCAAGUAUCCCCAUCUGUUCUUUUCUGGUACCACCCUAUUGUUAUGGUAUCAUCGCAACAAAAGUACGUUGGAAUAUGGUCCUUCAGAUUUAAAGGGGAAGGAGAAAGAGCUUUCACUGCAGAAUGCUGAACUUAGUUUCUGUAUAACAAGUGUAUGUGACUGACUUUUGUUCAAGAUAGGUGGGGGAAGGAGAAAAGCUCCCAUGAGAUGACGAUAGGAGCAAUCUUUUAUAUGAACUUUUCCUUUCCCAUUGAUCAAUGGCCGCAAACCCCUAACUUUACUCUGUGUCAUCUACAAGCUUUUCAUACCCAACUUUCCUCUGAAUCUGUGUUCUUAUGCGGGCACACUGAUUGUCUUCUAUAUGGAUGCAGUGUUUCUUCCCCUCCUCUGUCAGACAAGGAACAUACAGAGAAGACACAGAGAAGCCAGUUUGUACAGGGGCUGCUGUUGUCCACCAUGCUUGACGAUGACUUGUGAGUGAUAGAGUCUAUGCCAUUGUCAUUUGCGGCGGACCGGGGAUGGUUCGUUUGCCUGUGUUUGAGCAUCAGUGCGUUCGAUGAAGAUCACUUCUAUUCCCCCCUUGUUAUUUUUUCCCUGAUGGCUGCAACUUAAUUGUUAGGAAUAAGUUAGUAUUUGUAUCCAGUAAGUUUGGAAAUUGUACUCCAGAACGUAUUUAUCAAUGCAAUUGGUUGGAGAAACAAACUUGUGUUGGAUUCAAGUAGAUAAGAAAUUGGUUAGUGCCUC